AUGGUCUCAUCCACUUCCCCGACGAGUAUCCCCACUCGACCCAUCCUCAUCCAGAGCGGUCAAACUAGAUUUUCAAUCCCAGUAUCCACGCAAUCCGACGAGUGGAUUGCAGCAGAAGUUCUUAGAGAUGAGUUCACGCUUUCCCAGCCGGCAGCGUUAGACACGACUUUCGACACGGAGGAGCAGGCGACACUAGAGCUAUACGCCCGCUUUUUGGGCUUUGUCGCACAAAAGCUAGACGAGGAUGCAGAUUCCUCCGCCGCGCGGACGACCGUGCUUCUGAAAAUCCUACAACACUUUACCACGUCAUACCUCUCGCACCAAGACGUGCAUACAGUUGCCGCAUCUUUCGAUACCGAUACGCGUGAGGCCAUCCUCGCGGCGUACUUUCGAGCAGUUUGUUCCCUUGAAGAGAAAAAAGGAGGCGACGUUCCGCAACAACCUACGCCGGCGCUUCUGUCCGCCGCGGCGCAGAAGGACGCGUCAGUCUACGCGAUUUUUGGUGGGCAAGGCACCAAUGAGGUCUAUUUCGACGAGCUGCAAAGCCUCUAUGACAUUUACAAGCCGUACGUCGCGUCUUUCCUAGAGACGGUGACCCGUGACGUGCUGGUGCCUCUGGCGUCGGCGUCGGAAUCGACAUAUUACGCAUAUGGUCUGGACGCGAUUUCCUGGCUUACAGGUGCUGCACCGCGUCCUCCGACUGCGUACUUGGCAACCGUGCCAGUUUCGUUCCCUCUCAUAGGCCUAACACAGCUGACGCAAUACCUCAUCGUGUGUCGCGUUGCUAAGCUCUCGCCUGGGGAACUGUGUGUGCGUCUGCGGGGUGCGACUGGACACUCUCAAGGUCUCGUUUCUGCAGUUUGUAUCUCAGCAUCUAACACACUCGAGUCCUUCUUCGAGAACGCACAGAAGGCCCUCAAAUGGCUUUUCUUCUGCGGUUUCCGCGGCCAGCAGGCGUUCCCUGUGCUUGCAUUGGAGCCGAGCAUCGUGGAGGACGCGGUGGAGGGCGGAGAGGGAGUUCCGAGUCCCAUGCUUUCAGUUACCGGCCUCCUCCUGAAGGACCUGGAGGUUCAUAUCAAGAAGACGAACGUACACCUUCCAGAGAAUUCACAGCUCCACAUUUCGCUCUACAAUGGUUCGAAGGCGUUCGUUGUCACAGGUCCCCCGCGCGCUCUGUUCGGUUUGGUGAACAGCCUAAGGAAGGUUCGCGCACCCAGUGGUCUUGACCAGAGCAAGGUCCCUUUCUCUCAGAGGAAGCCCGUGUUCUCGGUUCGUUUCUUGGUCGUUGGUGUGCCCUUCCACAGCCACUAUCUGGAAGGAAUGACGAAGAAGAUGUUCGAGGAGGAUCUAGAAGGAGAAGAAUUGUGGACGAAGGAGGAAUUAGCGAUCCCUGUGUACAACACCGAGGACGGUUCGGAUCUCCGCAAGCUUUCGACAUCGUUGACAUGCGCGCUCUGCGAUUUGAUAUUCACUCUUCCUAUUCACUGGGACAAGGCAACGAACUUCCCAGAGACCGCCACCCAUGCAGUAGACUUCGGUCCCGGAGGCUUGAGCGGCAUUGGCCCGCUCACGGCGCGCAACCUGGAUGGUCGUGGUGUCCGCAUUAUUAUUGGCGGCGAUAAGACGAAGGGUGUCGUCGAGAUGUAUGACGCGCAGAACGUGAAGCGAGAGGAAUGGUGGAGUAAGCGGUUCAUGCCUGGUUUGGUGAAGACAAGUGACGGAUCCAUUCAUAUUGACACUCCCUUCUCUCGUCUCCUCGGCAAGCCCCCCAUUAUGGUGGCGGGAAUGACCCCGACCACAGUCAAGGCCGGCUUCGUGAGCGCCGUUCUCGAUGCCGGCUACCACGUGGAGCUUGCUGGUGGCGGGCACUACAAUGCUGCAGCUCUCCGUGCGAAGGUUGCUGAAAUCCAGAGUAAGAUCCCGGCGGGUGUCGGCUUGACUUUGAACUCGCUCUACAUCAACCCUCGUCAAUUCGGCUUCCAGUUCCCGCUUUGGCAGGAGAUGCGCCGUGAAGGCCUUCCCAUUGAAGGUUUUUGUGUCGCUGCUGGUAUCCCCAGCACGGAGAAGGCAGCGGAGAUCAUCGAUGGUCUACGGACUGCUGGCAUCAAGCACGUCUCUUUCAAGCCCGGUUCCGUUGACGGUAUCCGCCAGGUCGUCAACAUCGCCGCCGCGCACCCCGACUUCCCAGUCAUUCUUCAGUGGACAGGUGGACGUGCCGGUGGACACCACUCGUGCGAGGACUUCCACCAGCCCAUCAUCUCGACGUACAGCUCGAUCCGCCAGCACAUCAAUAUCUCCCUGGUCGGUGGCUCUGGGUUCGGCGGAGCCGAUGAUCUCUGGCCCUACCUCAGCGGAGAUUGGUCCGUCCAGCAGUACGGUCUGCAGCCGAUGCCCUUCGACGGGUUCCUAUUUGCUAGUCGUGUCAUGGUUGCGAAGGAGGCGCACACGAGCUCGUCAGUCAAAGACUUGAUCGUUGCGGCGAAGGGUGUUGACGAUGCGCAGUGGGAGGGCACUUACGCUAAGGAGACUGGCGGCAUCCUGACCGUCCGCUCAGAGCUUGGUGAGCCCAUCCACAAGAUCGCCAACCGUGCCGUCAAGCUCUGGAAGGAGUUCGACAACACCGUCUUCAACCUUCCGAAGGAGAAGCGUGCGGCGUGGCUUGUGGAACAUCGGUCAGAGGUCAUCGCGAAGUUGAACAAGGAUUUCUCGAAGCCAUGGUUCGGAUGGAAGAAGGACGGAAGUGUCACCGAAGACAUCGCCGACAUGACCUACGAGGAGGUCGCUAUGCGCAUGGUGCGGUUGAUGUACGUCGCGAAGGAAGAGCGCUGGGUGGAUUUGUCGUUGAGGAACCUCACUGGCGACUGGUUGCGCCGUGUCGAGGAGCGCUUCGCCGGUGUGAACGGUGGUGGCGAGAAGUCGUCCAUUUUGCAGUCCUUCAAUUCUCUUGACAAGCCCCGAGCUGUUAUUGAGGAGUUCUUCAAGACAUAUCCUUUGGCGACUGAGCAGCUCCUCGCUUCUGAGGACAAGGCCUACUUCCUCACCAUUGUGCAGAGACCCGGACAGAAGCCGGUGCCGUUCAUCCCUGUCCUUGACGCUAGCUUCGAGGUCUGGUUCAAGAAGGAUUCUCUCUGGGCAGCUGAAGACAUCGAGGCUGUUUUCGAUCAAGAUCCGCAGCGUGUCUGCAUCCUCCAGGGUCCCGUGGCCGUCAAGCACUCUAAGGCGAAGGACGAGCCCAUCAAGGAGAUGCUCGACAACAUCACCUCGCUACUGGUCAAGAAGCUCAUCGAUCGGUUGUACGGCGGCGACGUCAGCAAGAUCCCCACCGUCGAUUAUCUGAGCCCCGGUCCUUCGGCACUCGCAACCCCUCUCCACGUCGAGCGCAGCGUCUCCCGGAAUACCAUCACGUACAAGCUUGGUCAAACUCUCCCGGAGACGUCAUCGUGGUUGGAGACCCUCGCUGGUCCCGAGCUCUGCUGGGUGAGGGCACUCCUCACGUCGCCCACCGUUGUGCAGGGUGCGUUAUACAUAGACAACCCCAUCCGCCGCUUGUUCGCUCCUCGCCGAGGGCAGAAGGUCGUCGUCGAGACCGAUGGUGUCUCCCCCAUUGGCAUCUCUGUGUACGGCGCAGCCCGAUCGUACGGCGCGCACAAGAGCGAUUUCAAGGCCGUGGACGUCAAGUACAAUGCUUAUUCUCACACCAUCAACGUCACAGUGUACGAAGACUGCCGCGACGUCGCAAUUCCUCUCAAGCUCCAGUUCGUCCACAAGCCUUCGAUGGGCUUCGCGCCGAUUCACGAGGUUACCACGGACCGCAACCGCCGCAUCAAGGAGUUUUACUGGAAGUUAUGGCUGGGCCCCGAGGAGAACCUCCCGGAGAUCGACCUUCGCGCGACGUUCACUGGCCCGGAGGUCACCAUAGAUGCGGACGAAAUCGAGGCGUUCUGCAGUGUCAUUGGCAACGACGGUGAGGCUUUCAAGACCGUCCGCGCUGAAAAUGUCCAAGCUCCCAUGGAUUUCGCAAUCGUGACUGGUUGGCAGGCGAUCAUCAAAGCGAUCUUCCCUUCGACCAUUGACGGUGAUCUCCUCAAGCUCGUCCAUCUGUCGAACGGCUUCCGUCUUGUAGACGAUGCUAAGCCUCUUCAGGCGGGCGAUGUCUGCAAGAUCGAGGCUCGCAUUGUCUCCGUUAUCAACAGCGAUGCCGGGAAGACAGUCCGAGUCAAAGGCUUCGUUAUCAGAGAUGGCAAGCCCGUCAUCGAGGUUGUGUCUGCUUUCCUAUACCGUGGUCGCUAUUCCGAAUACGACAACACGUUCGAGCUUCUCGAGGCUCCGGAUUACUCUGUAGAGCUGGCGACCGAAGCCGACGUGGGAGUAUUGCAGUCGAAGGAGUGGUUUGAGUGGGACGAUCCGUCAAAACCGCUUCAAGCUGGGACGACGCUCGUUUUCCGUGUGAAGUCUGAGGUUACUUACCGCAACAAGACAUGCUACAAGUCGGUAUCGGUCUCCGGCGACAUUUUUGUCCGCGACCAGAUCAAACGUCUCAUCAAGGUCGGUGGUGUUGAUUUCCUGCAGGACGACAGCAGGGGCAACCCAGUAAUCGCGUAUCUCGAGCGUCAUGGCAAGCCGCAAGGUCUCUGGGCCCCUCUUCCGAAUGACGGCUACACCAUGACGAAGACGGGCGCAGCCGUCUUCAACUCCUCGGCAACGAACGAGUCCUACUCCAAGGUGUCUGGCGACUUCAACCCCAUCCACGUCAACCCCUACUUCGCUGAUUUGGCGGCUCUUCCCGCCACAAUCACGCACGGCAUGUGGUCGAGCGCGGCCACGCGGCGCUACGUUGAGACAGUCGUCGCGCAAGGUCGUCCGGAGCGCGUUGUAGCAUAUGACGUCGCCUUCGUAGGAAUGGUCAUUCCUGGCGAUAGUCUUCAGGUGAAGAUCAAGCACAGUGGCAUGCGGGACGGCAACAUUGUUGUCAAGGUUGAGACCUUCAAUGGCAAGGGUGAAAAGGUUUUGGAAGGCACUGCCGAAGUCGCGCAGCCGAAGACCGUCUACGUCUUCACUGGCCAAGGUUCCCAAGAGCCGGGUAUGGGUAUGGACCUGUAUAAUUCCUCUCCCGCUGCUCGAUCUGUCUGGGAUGCUGCCGAUGCUCAUCUAACCGCCGUCUAUGGCUUCUCUAUCGUCCAAAUCGUCAAGGACAACCCGAAGGAAAAGACCAUCCACUUCGGUGGUAUCAAGGGUCAGGCCAUUCGACAGCGGUACAUGGAUAUGACCUACGACACCAUGGACAAGGACGGCAAUGUGAAGACUCUCCCGCUAUUCGGUGAUAUCAACGUGCGGACUCAGCGGUACACAUUCAGUCAUCCUUCUGGUCUCUUGUUUGCCACGCAGUUCGCUCAGAUCGCGCUAGUCGUGACCGAACGUGCUGCUUUCGAGGACAUGCGUUCGAAGGGCUUCGUGCAGAAGGACUCCGCGUUCGCUGGACACUCUUUGGGGGAAUAUUCGGCGCUCGCGUCUAUUGCUGACGUCCUCCCAAUCUCGUCGCUUGUCGACGUCGUCUUCUACCGUGGUAUCACUAUGCAACGCGCUGUUGAGCGUGAUGCUCACAACCGUUCCAACUAUGCGAUGUGCGCCGUGAACCCAAGCCGCAUCUCGAAGACUUUCACGGAUGCCGCGCUGCGGGAGGUUAUUGACGAUAUCGCUCAUCGCACACAGUGCUUGCUCGAGAUCGUCAACUACAACGUCGAGGGUCAACAAUAUGUCUGUGCGGGUGAAUUGGUCGCUCUGCAAACCAUGACCAACGUCUUGAAUUACCUAAAGAUGGAGAAGGUUGACAUUGCGAAGUUGACGGAGAAAUUCACCGUUGAGCAAGUGAAGGAAAUGCUUGGGGAAAUCAUCAACUCCUGUUUUACACGUGCCAAGGAUCAGCAGAAGGCGGAAGGCUACAUCAAAUUGGAGCGCGGGUUCGCAACGAUCCCUCUCCCAGGGAUUGAUGUACCCUUCCAUUCUCGCUACUUGUGGGCUGGUGUAAUGCCAUUCCGAGCCUACCUCUCUAAGAAGAUCAAUGCGGCGCACCUGAAUCCGGACACACUCGUCGGCAAGUACGUGCCGAACCUGAUCGCGAAGCCUUUCCAAGUCACGAAAGAUUACGUCCAAUUGAUCUACGACCAGACGUUGUCACCGCGCCUCGACAAAGUCCUUCGCAAGUGGGAUACGGAGAACUGGGGUUCAGCGGAGCAGCGCCAGAAGCUAGCGUAUAUCACUCUAGUGGAGCUCUUGGCAUACCAGUUCGCGUCGCCCGUCCGAUGGAUAGAAACUCAGGACAUCCUUUUCAAACACUACGAUUUCGAGCGCUUCAUCGAGAUCGGACCUUCACCAACGCUCACAGGUAUGGCGACGAGGACUCUGAAAGCGAAGUACGAGGUGCAAGACGAUUCGGUCAGCCGCAUCCGUGCGAUCCUUUGUCAUGCGAAGCACACCAAGGAGGUGUACUACCAGUUCGAGGAUGAGGCAGAGGCGGCUGCUGACGAGUCUGCUCCCGAAGCUGCAGCUAUUCCCGCACCAGUAGCUGUUCCCGUUGCUGCUCCGGUCUCGGCUGCGGCCGCCGUUAGUGUUGAAGACGUUCCCCUGAAGGCGAUCGAAAUUCUCUCUGUGGUUGUAGCUCAGAAGCUCAAGAAGAAGGUGGAGGAAAUUCCCCUCUCGAAGUCGAUUAAGGACCUCGUUGGCGGCAAGUCGACUUUACAGAACGAAAUCCUCGGCGAUCUGCAGCUGGAGUUCACGUCUGCUCCUGAGAAGGGUGAAGAAUUGCCACUCGAGGAGCUCGGGUCGGCCCUUGGCGUUGGCUUCUCAGGGUCGUUGGGUAAGUACAGCUCUGGCCUCGUCUCUCGCGUCGUGGGUAGCAAGAUGCCUGGUGGUUUCAAUAUCUCUGCGAUCAAAGCGUAUUUGUCGAAGACGUGGGGCCUUGGUCCGACUCGCGCGGAUGGAGUCUUGCUGUUGAGUACCACCAUGGAACCUCCCAAACGUCUCGGUUCAGACGCAGAAGCCAAGGCGUGGCUUGAUACGGUCGUCACACUCUACGCACAGCGCUCUGGGAUCUCCCUCGCUACCGGUGCCGCGAACGGUGGAGGCGGCGGUGGCGCAGGAGGUCCGACGAUCAACAGCGAGGAGUUCUUGCAAUUCCAAGCUGACCAAGAGCAGUUUGCAGCGCAGCAAAUCGAGCUGUAUAUGCGAUACCUCAAGCGUGACUCGCGAGCGGGCGAAAUCAAGUAUGACGCGGAGAAAGCGAAUGUUGUUACCUUGCAGUCGAAACUCGAUGCCAUCUCCAGAGAGCACGGUGACACAUACAUCGAUGGCAUUCAACCAGUUUUCGACGCUCUCAAGGCACGUCACUUCGACUCAUCAUGGAACUGGGUCCGUCAAGAUGCUCUCCUCAUGUUCUACGACAUCAUCUUCGGUCGUCUCACCACCGUGGACCGCGAGAUCACUUCACGCUGCAUCGCUAUCAUGAACCGCGCUGAUCCCGAGCUCGUGACAUACAUGCAGUACUACAUCGAUCAGUGCGACCCCAACCGCGGCGAUACUUACAAGCUCGCGAAGCAGUUCGGCCAGCAGCUGAUCGACAACUGCCGUGAAGUUCUGGCGCUGCCGCCUCUUUACAAAGAUGUGACAUUCCCCACUGCGCCGCAUACGGAAGUGACAGCCAAAGGAGACAUCGUUUACUCGGAGGUUGUCCGCGAGAACGUUCGCAAGCUUGAGGCUUACGUCGAAGAAAUGGCCAGCGGAGAUACGAUCUCAGCGCCGACGAAUAUUCAGAAGAUCCAAGACGACGUUCUGAAGUUGUGGAAUGUAGUGAAGUCGCAGCCUGAGAUUAGUGAAGAGCAGAAGAACCGCAUCAAGGCUCUCUACGAAGGCGUCGUACGAUCACUGCGCAAGCGUCCCGAAUCUCGUCCUCGUCCUGGGGCACCUCGUCCUCGUAGAUCAUCGUCGCAGUUCCUUCGUCCUCAAGUGUCUGGCGUCGCAUCUGUCACAGCGGACAAGGUCCCUUUACUGCAUUUGAAGCGCAAGGUCGGCACGAACUGGGAGUACAGUAGCAACCUUACUGGUGUAUAUCUCGACAUCCUCCAUGAGAUCGCAACGUCAGGCACGACGUUUAAGGACAAAAAUGCUCUUUUGACAGGUGUUGGAAAAGCUUCUAUCGGUGUCGAGGUGGUAAAGGGAUUGCUAUCAGGAGGUGCUCACGUCGUCAUCACCACUUCUCGUUACAGCCGUGCCACGGUAGAGUACUACCAGGGCAUCUUCCAGCGUUUCGGUAGUAGGGGUUCCGCACUGACCGUGGUGCCGUUCAAUCAAGGAUCGAAGCAAGACGUCGAAGCCCUCAUUGACUACAUCUACUCGACUCUCGGGCUUGAUCUGGAUUACGUUCUUCCCUUCGCCGCGGUACCUGAGAACGGCCGACAGAUCGAUGGUCUCGACGACAAAUCCGAACUUGCCCACCGCAUCAUGCUGGUUAACUUACUCCGCUUACUCGGCGCCGUGAAACUCAAGAAGGCCAGCCGCCAGAUCCUUACUCGGCCAACGCAAGUCAUCCUGCCACUCUCACCGAACCAUGGCCUGUUCGGAAACGACGGCUUGUACUCGGAGUCUAAGAUUUCGCUCGAGACGUUGUUCAACCGCUGGAACUCUGAGAGCUGGGGCGAAUACUUGUGUCUUGCUGGCGCUGUGAUAGGCUGGACCCGCGGUACAGGUCUGAUGGACGCUACGAACAUCGUUGCACACGACGUUGAAAGCCAUGGUGUCCGCACUUUCUCCGCGAAAGAGAUGGCAUUCAACAUCAUGGGCCUGAUGCACCCUCUCCUUUUCAGUAUCACUCAAGUUGAACCGAUCUGGGCAGACCUCAACGGAGGAAUGGACCGCCUGCCCGACCUCGCCGACAUCACUACGCGCAUCCGCACAGAUUUGAACAAGAAGAGCGAACUCCGCCGCGCCAUCGCUCGAGACAACGCCGCAGACUUCAAGAUGGUUAAUGGUGUCGAAGCGGAACGCGUCUUACAGACGGUCAACGUAGUUCCGCGCGCGAACUUCAAGUUCGAAUAUCCUGCACUUGAGUCCUACGAAUCCCUUGCUGAUGUCUCGAAACUACGUGGUAUGCUUGAUCUGGAGAAAGUCAUCGUUGUCACAGGUUUCGCGGAGGUAGGUCCUUGGGGAAGCUCGCGUACGCGAUGGGAGAUGGAGGCGAGAGGCGAAUUCACUAUCGAGGGUUGCAUUGAGAUGGCGUGGAUGAUGGGAUACAUCAAGCACUUCGAUGGCCGUCUCAAGGACGGAUCUCUUCAUGUCGGCUGGGUCGAUGCUAAGUCCGGUGAACCCGUCGACGACAAGGAUGUCCGAGGUCGUUAUGAGAAGGACAUUCUCUCACAUGCUGGCGUGCGUUUGAUUGAACCCGAACUCUUCCGUGGCUAUGAUCCCAAGAAGAAGGUCUUCAACCAAGAGAUCCAACUUUUGCACGAUCUGGAACCUUUCGAAGCUGCCGAAGUGGAUGCUCAGAAGUUCAAGCUGGAACACGGCGACAAUUGCGACAUCUGGGCUGGAGAGGGUGGUCAGUGGUUUGUCAAGUUCAAGAAGGGUGCUCGUGUGUUCGUUCCCAAGGCAUUCAAGUUCAAUCGUCUCGUCGCUGGCCAGAUUCCGACAGGAUGGGAUGCCGGCCGUUACGGUAUUCCACAGGACAUCAUCGCGCAAACUGAUCGCACGUCACUGUGGGCUCUUGUUUGCGCUGCAGAGGCUCUGAAUACGUCGGGUAUAACGGAUCCGUAUGAACUGUACAAGCACAUGCACCCCUCGGAAGUGGGCUCGAGUAUCGGCAGCGGCAUGGGAGGUAUGGAGAGUCUUUCGAAGAUGUUCAAGGAUCGCCGUGAUGAGAAGGAGGUACAGAACGACAUUCUACAGGAGACGUUCAUCAACACCACUGCUGGGUGGGUCAACUUACUUCUCCUCUCGUCUAGUGGCCCGAUCAAAAUCCCAGUCGGUGCAUGUGCCACCGCCCUGCAAUCCAUCGAGAUCGCGUGUGACACACUAUUGUCUGGAAAGGCGAAGGUCAUGCUUGCUGGUGGAUUCGACGAUCUUAGCGAGGAAGGUUCAUAUGAGUUUGGGAAUAUGAAGGCAACCAGCAAUGCGGAGACCGAAUUGGCCAUGGGUCGUGAACCAACCGAAAUGUCUAGACCUGCAACGACCACUCGCGCUGGGUUCAUGGAAGCCCAAGGCACGGGUGUUCACGUCCUCAUGAACGCGAAGACGGCGUUGGAACUGGGAUGUCCCAUUCGUGGCAUCAUUGGAUUCACGUCCACUUCCACUGACAAGGCCGGAAGGUCUGUUCCUGCUCCCGGUCGUGGUGCUCUGUCGAUCGCCAGGGAGGUCCCUUCAAAACAUCCUCUACCGAUGCUCGAUUUGGUGUACCGAUCCCGACAGCUUGCGUUCCGCCGCAGCCAAAUCUCUGAGUGGUUGGCCAACGAGCAGCAGCAACUCCAGGAAGACAUCGAGUUCCGUAAGAGUCGCAACGAAGUGGUUGACGAAGAGUAUCUCGCGUCCCGUGUGGCGGAUGUCGAGAAGGAGGCGGCCCGUCAAGAAAAGGAUGCUCUUGCGACGUACGGAAUGUUGGAAGGAGCUGACGCUCGGGUCGCCCCUCUUCGCCGUGCACUUGCAGUCUUCGGGCUGACGGCAGACGAUAUCGGCGUCCUUUCUAUUCAUGGCACGGGUACCGGUGCGAACGAGGCGAAUGAGACUCACAUCUGGAACGACGUACUGGGCGCCAUAUCCCGCACGCCACACAACGCAGUCCCUAUCAUGGCUCAGAAAAGUCUGUGCGGACACUCCAAGGGAGGUUCCGCUGCGUGGCAGCUAGCUGGACUUCUGCAGAGCGUGCACUCUGGCAUUGUCCCCGGUAAUCGCAAUGCGGACAAUGUCGAUGCGGAUUUCAAGCAAUACACGUACUUGAUGUUCCCUUCAAAGACGAUCCACACUGACGGCAUUCGUGCUGGUCUCAUGUCUUCCUUCGGCUUCGGUCAGGUUGGCGGUACUUGCAUGAUCAUCAACCCUCGCUACGUGCUGGGCUCUCUCGAGCCUUCAGCUUACGAAGCGUACAAAGGGAAGAACCUCACACGUGCUCAUCUCUCCUACAAGGCCAUGAGCGAGAUGAUGAUCAAUAACUGCCUCGUCAAGGUGAAGGAUGCUCCACCGUACUCGAAAGAUCUCGAAGCGCCUGUCUUGAUGAACCCCCUUGCGAGAGCUUGCCUCGACCCCAAAACUGGCAGCUACGCAUUCCCAGCGAAGCUGAAUUUGCAACCCGCCGUCGACAUUGCCAAUGUCAAGGCCAUCUCUCAAAUCCUGGCUGCUCAGGGCUCCACUGCUGGCGUUGGCGUAGACCAAGAGCUCAUCUCGGCAGUACCCUCGUCGAACCCGACUUUCGUCUCUCGCAACUUCACGGAUGCAGAGAUCGAGUAUUGCCGUUCGCAACCUUCUCCGGCCGCGUCGUUUGCAGCCCGCUGGGUCGGCAAGGAGGCUGUCUUUAAAUCGCUUGGUGUUUCGUCGAAGGGCGCUGCUGCUCCGAUGAAGGACAUUGAGAUCUUGAAAGACGAUUCCGGUGUACCCACGGUAAUCCUGCGUGGUGAUGCCAAAUCUGCGGCGGAGGCUAAGGGCAUCACUCGUGUUCAUCUCUCGCUGAGCCACUCUGAGACCGUUGCUGUCGCGUUCGCACAAGCCGCGUCGUCGUAA
Messenger RNA from Sparassis crispa, 11754 nucleotides. RefSeq names its product fatty acid synthase. The coding region runs from base 1 to 11754 and encodes 3917 amino acids. The record is from RefSeq and is a predicted model, not a curated record. Gene Ontology annotation, cellular component: fatty acid synthase complex. Gene Ontology annotation, biological process: long-chain fatty acid biosynthetic process. Gene Ontology annotation, molecular function: magnesium ion binding; holo-[acyl-carrier-protein] synthase activity; enoyl-[acyl-carrier-protein] reductase (NADH) activity. The transcript is spliced from 22 exons. Lineage: Eukaryota; Fungi; Basidiomycota; Agaricomycetes; Polyporales; Sparassidaceae.